Lampris incognitus (smalleye Pacific opah) is the source of this 5025-nucleotide messenger RNA. RefSeq names its product plexin C1 (gene plxnc1). The coding region runs from base 1 to 4527 and encodes 1508 amino acids. NCBI's taxonomy places the organism in Eukaryota, Metazoa, Chordata, Actinopteri, Lampriformes, Lampridae. Gene Ontology annotation, molecular function: semaphorin receptor activity; protein binding. The record is from RefSeq and is a predicted model, not a curated record. The transcript has 32 exons. Gene Ontology annotation, biological process: regulation of cell shape; regulation of GTPase activity; semaphorin-plexin signaling pathway involved in axon guidance. Gene Ontology annotation, cellular component: semaphorin receptor complex.
AUGAGGGCCGGUUUACUGGGACUGCUGUUCGCCGUCGGGCUGGGACGGGGUCUGUGCCAGCAGGACGCGGUCUUUGAGUUGGACGGGCGUGUGCGCCACCUCGCCGUGGCCAACAGCUCGGUCUACGUUGUCACCGAGACGCGGCUUUACCAGCUCGGCCUCGACCUGGCUCCGUUUCAGAGCCAGUGUCUGAGAGGGGUGUUGCAGAAAGGAGACCAGAUUUACAACUUCACUUUCAACAAGGUGGCGCAAUGGGAAGACGGGAACGCAACGUUCGCCGUGAACACGCUGAUACCGUUUCCCGGGAACGGGACGCUAAUCGUCUGCGGCGUCGUCGAGUGUGGUUAUUGUGAGCUGCUGAAUUUGACGGACAUCUCCAAACCGGUUUACAGCGAGGCAGUGGAAGUGGGCUCUCUCGUACCGAACGAUGCGUCCGUUGGUUUUCUCGUCAACGCGGUGACGCACGAGAGCAGCCAGUGGUACAUUUUGGCAGCUAUACAAUCAAACAAGACUUGCUUUACGCGUGAGGGGUCUGUGCUCCUGCAAAACACGAACGAUCAACAGACAGGGUUGAUUUUUUCAGUUUCGAGCCAAAACACAGCUCGACCGUUCAUCAUGAUUCGGCCCCACAGAUCGGUCGAGUUCGUGCAUGGCUUCCAGAUUGGCGCAACCAUUUAUCUAUUCGCUAAUGUGCUCGAGAAACGGGCCACAGCUCGUCUCGUUUGGCUGGAGAGCAGGCAGAGCAAAGUCGCUACCCUGGGGUCUCUGCGCGGCGUCACCCUGCGCUGCUGCGCGCAGGACCACAAGCUGCUGGCCUCCGCGCAGGUCCCGGGCGGCUCGUCGGUCCUCUGGGCGGGUGUGUUCGGGACCGGCGGCCCUUCUGACACGGUGUUGGCCAUCUUCGACAUCAGCCCGGUCCGGGGCGGAGCCUCAGACAAGGACCCAGACUUCUACUUCACAGAUAAAGAUCUCAAGGGCUUCAUCCACACGCCUCUGGAGGCGGAGAGGGUGCUGCUCAGGCGGCGCUUCAUGACCUCGGUGCUGGCUGUGAGACACAAGUCCUGGAUAGUUUUCUUCGCUGGAACGGGAGAUGGACAAGUCAUUAAGCUUCCUGUGGACAGCGCCUAUCGGCCCAUGUGUACCACAGUGCUCUAUGAGACGGAACUUGACUGGGCCGUGUUUCACAAAAUGUACCUGGACCCAGUGGAUGGUAAAUACGUGUAUGUGGCGUUAGAAAAACAGGUGAGGCGUAUACCUGUUUCUGACUGCAACACUCACAAAAGUCUGCAGGCUUGUUGGUCUGCACAGGAUCCCUACUGUGGCUGGUGUGAUUCAAAACAAAGUUGUACGUUCGAGGAGGAUUGCUCAGAUUCACUCUGGCUGUCUAUUCCUGAAGACUCCAGUCAACAGAAAAUGGUGUCUUAUCAAAUCCAGCAGGUUGGCAGUGGGCAGCUCACUUUAACCAUGAACACCCAUCUAACUGUGGGCACAAAAGAGGUGCUGACCAGUUUCACCUGUGAGUUCUCCGUGAGCUCUGAUGACCUGUGUGACUUGGGUCCCACCUCAAAGUUCCCAUUCUGCACCUGCCUUUUCAACAGCAGCAAGCUUCCUGCUGAAGGCCUGCAUGUCACAGUCAAUAUCACACUCGGAGGAGUGCCUCUCACCGAGCAGUUGAAACUAACCAACUGCUCCAGCAUCGCUGGACCACCCACCUAUUUCCUGUGCCAGCGGUGCAUCACAGCUGGAUGUGGCUGGAACAACAACAUGUGCUCCUGGACCCACACAGGCCUUAUGAAUGACAGCGUUUGUCAGACGUUCGGUCCAGGACUGGAAACCUCGAUGCCAGAGAUCUCCUCCAUUACACCAAGUGUCCUGUCCUUCCAUGGGAAAAACCACGCCGUGAUAAAAGGUCGUAACCUCAGUCCUGUGACCAAGGUGCGGCUUCAGAGAGACAUGGCCUGCAGCUCAAAGGAGUCUCCUGUGUGGAACAACACAGGGAUGAGUCUGAUGUUCAACAUCUCCAGUGGGGACAAAGGGUCGGUGAAAGUGUGUCUCGUCCUCCCGGAUGGCAGUUGCCACGGCAACGCCUCCAUCUCCUACCGUUCCUCGCCAACCUGCCUCUCCAUCUUUCCAUCUACUACCUGGGCCAGUGGGAAGAGGAAAACGACCAUCACAGGAACACAUCUGGAGUUUGUGGAGGGACUCGUCCACAGUCAUAAACCAAGGCAAAUCAAUUAUCAAAUAAACGGCAACUCAACGACUCUCAUCUUUGCCACGUCCUCGGCCGACAACUCUAACAACAUAUUUAACAGCAGCGUAUCUCUGUUAGUUGCCAACAAAAGCCUGGCCUGCUCCACUCCCAUCAGCUACCAGCCUGACCCCAUCUUUACCAGUUUCACCUCCACAAGGACCGGGAAUGACCUGCGCAUCACUAUAGAGAAAACGGCAGAUAAACUGGGGCUGACCACACGAGACCUGACUGUUCAGGGGUUUCAGGGGGAAAAAUCGUACAAGUGCAUCAUGGAAGGCAUAGAGAAGAGCAACAGCACUGACGCCAUCAUCUGUGAGAUUCGAAACAUGCCAGACGCUCAAAUUCACUCGGUUAAGAUACACUUUGGCGAGGAGACCGUGGUGCUCAGGCCUCCGGGUGAUUCACAUCUCUUACUGCUGAUAGUCAUUCUGCUGAUACCGUGCAUUAUUGUUGCGGGGGUGUUUUUCUACUGCAGACAGCAGAAGAAGCUCACAGAUCAGAUGAACAAGCGUAUUGAAGACCUGGAGCUGGACAUCAGGAAUGAUAUUCGACAAGGUUUUGUGGAUAUGCAGACAGAGAAGGCUGACCUGAUGGAAAACAUCGGGGUCAUCCCUUUCCUGGACUAUAAGCACUUUGCUUCCAGAACCUUCUUUCCAGAGGGUGGCAGUUUGAUGGCGUCUUGUCUGAUGGACAUCAGCCAGGAUGUGGUGAAGGUGCAGCAGGAUGAGCGUUGCCAGGCCCUGUCCAAACUGAUCCACAACCAGCGCUUCCUGACCUCCAUGGUCCAUGCCUUGGAGGAGCAGAAGAAUUUCACCAUCAGCGACAAGUGCACUGUGGCCUCUCUGCUGACGGUGGCCUUGCAUGGUGACCUGGUGUACCUGACGCAGGUGAUGGAGGAGCUGCUGGGAGCGCUGAUGGAGCAUCCCAGUAAUACCCAGUCCAAGCUCAUGCUGCGAAGCACCAAGUCCGUUGUGGAGAAGCUGCUGCCCAACUGGAUGUCCAUCUGCCUCUACGGCUUCCUCAGGGAGAGUGUCGGACAGCAUCUGUUUCUGUUGGUGAGCGCUCUGAAGCAGCAGAUCGCCAAAGGCCCGGUGGACUGUGUGACAGAGAAAGCUCUUUACACGCUCAGCGAGGACUGGCUUCUCUGGCAGGCGCCGGACUUCACCUCUCUGAAACUGAAGGUUUUGUUCGCGGUGGGCAGCGAUGGCGAGGUCAGCGAGCCGCUGGAGGUCAGCGCCCUGAGCUGUGACACGGUGGAACAGCUGCAAGAGAAGAUCCUGUCCACCUUCAAGGCCAAGUUCGGUUUCUCAUACAACACCAGAGACAUCCGCUUAGAGUUUCAUAGAGACGGCACCUUUGUCCCUCUUGAGGAAGUGGAUCGCAGCUCUGUGGUUUUAGGGGCGGCGACGAUGCUCAACACGCUCAAACACUAUGAGGUGCCUGAUGGAGCGUCAAUCAAAGUGCUUUCUAAGAGAACCCACCCGCCUCUGAGUCCCCAGGGCAGUAUGAAAGAUGAUCAAGACUUUGAAGUCAAGUACUUCCACUUGAUUGACCCCAGUGUGGACGAAGACCAGAGCAAGAACCUUGAGAAGAAGAAGUUUAAACUGAAGGAAGUGCAUCUCACCAAGCUUCUGUCAACCAAGGUGGCAGUGCAUUCCUUUGUGAAGAACCUGUUUCAGGCCAUCUGGGGAACCCCUCACAGCAGAGCCCCACAUGCCAUCAAAUACCUCUUCGACUUCCUGGACACGCAGGCGGAGAACAUGAAGCUGACUGACCCGGAUCUCAUACACAUCUGGAAGACCAACAGCUUGUCGCUGCGUUUCUGGGUAAACAUCCUGAAGAACCCUCAGUUUGUCUUUGACAUGGAGAAGACUCCACAUCUGGAUGGCUGCCUGUCUGUCAUAGCUCAGGCCUUCAUGGACUCCUUCUGUCUUGGCGAAAUGCAGCUGGGGCAGUAUGCACCAACCAACAAGCUGCUGUAUGCCAAAGACGUUCCUCAGUUCAGACAGGAAGUUAGAGCGUACUACAAGCAGGUCAGAGACCAGCCACCAAUUAGCAGCUCAGAAUUCAAGGAGUUCCUUCUGGAGGAGUCUAAGAAACAUGAUAAUGAAUUCAACGAAUCUGCUGCUCUCAGGGAACUCUACAAAUACAUCCAGCGAUACUACACUGAGAUUCAACAGAAGCUGGACCAGGACGGUGCUCCUGCUGAAAUGAAGGAGCAACUGGCGUACAUUAAAAACCUGUUUGACGACAUGAAGAGCUGCUCCUGGAACUGAUCUAAGACCUGCUGCCCAGUGCCAUUCAUGGGCAACGUAACAGCAAACUAGAGCUUUAAUUCUGCACAAAAAAUGUGCAAUUUCCCAAAACCAUGACAGUUUUGUGCCUCAAAUGACUUGGAACUUGGAAAAUCAAGAUAACAAACUGCUUGACAUACAUGUCUUUUUGUAUGCUCAAUAAUCCAGGUCCCCCGGACCCAAGGAGGGGGGCAGACGAGGAGGUGAGGGGAGCGGGGCCUAUGGCGAAGGGCACCUGGCUGCCCAGCAAGAGGCGCUGGAACUCACUGUGUCUCCUCUGGAGCUCCUUCAAACGCCUGCCGAGUUGGGCAUGCUCCGCAGAGAACGACGGACGUCUGGGAAGAAGGGAGCGGAGGACAUUUGGACGUUAAUGACUACCUUUCCAUUGUUAUGCAAAAAACUGAACAGAGAUGCCAAAUAAACUACAUGUUGCAAAAGUUCAUGUUUUAAUGAAGUUAUGUGAAAAUAAAAGACAUCCUU